CAUUUUAUUUUUUCUUCUACUACUUUUCUGUCGUCGAUAAUUUUGACAACUUGUGUGUGUGACUAAAAAAAAUAGAAGAAAAAAAUUAAACGGGAGAAAGGAUUUUUUGUUUUUAUUUACCAAGCAAAGAAAUUUUUGUUAAAUAUUUUAUUUUUAUAAUAGAAAAAAAGAGUUAAAUUUGUUGCAUUUCGUAAAAGUGCUAAAUAAAUGAAUUUGUAUAACAAAAAAAUAACAUAUUUAGUGCAUAUAAAUUUGCGGCGUGAAUGUGACAAAAUUGAAAUCCAAAAAGAAAAAAAAUUGUGAAUCGUUGAAUGUCUUCAGUUUGUUUGGUGGUGUCUUGGCAGUCAAUCAUCGUUGUAGUCGUCGACGUCCAAUUUGAAAAUAGAAAAUUUUAGUCCCCAUGAAGUGGCAAGAAGAAAUUAAAUACAUAAAAUUAAAUUUGAGGUGUAAAAAUAAGACACAGUGUGCUGCAAUACAACAACACUGAAGUGUAAUAAAAAUCCCCAAUCAAUUGUUCCACUCCGCUUCGACAAAAGUGUAUAAAUUCUUGAGCUAAUUUGGUUCGUACAUCGAAAAAAUAUCUAAAUGUGGCAUUAAAUCACAAAAUAGUAAAGAAAUAAAUAAAGAUACAAAAAAGCAAAAAAUCCAAUAAUAGCUCAAAAAAAGCGGAAAUUCUAAAAAAGAAACAAGCAAGCAAAGCAAUUGAUUUGUAUUGGAAGAAAUUAAAAAAUAAAAUAAAAAUCUCAAUUCCUAAUCAAAACAAGCAAGAGCCAACAAAGUAAAGAAUAGAGUAAAUUCAAGUGGUUAAGUAAGUGAGUGUAUUGAGUGAAUGACUAAGUGGUCUAAAAGAUCAGUUAGUGGUAAAAAAUAAAACAAUACAAUAAUAAAACAAACAAAACAAAAAAAUCAUAUUAUUAUAAAAGUGGUAGUAGGAAGACAUCAUCCAUCACUUUGUACAUUGAUCCACUGUUUGCUGAAAAUAAAAAAAACUAAACUAAAUUCAACGAACCCCAAAACAACAACUACAUCAACUAUACACCAGCAGCAGUAGCAAUAAUUAAAAAAGUGGCUAAAAUAAAGUGAUGGCAUUAGCGCGUAAAUUAACCGAAAGAAUAUAUGAGAUAAAAGCACAUAAUGGCAAUGUUACUUGUCUGGAUGUUGGUGAAACGGGUCGUGUUUUAGUUACGGGUGGUCAGGAUCGUAAUGUUAAUCUAUGGGCCAUAGGACAAACAGAAUGUUUUAUGUCAUUAACCGGUCACAAUCGACCCAUCGAUUGUGUACGUUUUGCUUACAAUGAUGAUUUCGUAUAUUCUGCCGAUGAUAUUGGCAUUAUAAGGCGAUGGGAUCUAAAUGCCCAAACAAUAUGUUCCACAUUAAAUGGUCAUAUGAAAAGUGUGCGAACAUUGGAUUUUAAUCCAUCGGGGGAAUAUGUAGUGUCGGGCAGUAAUGAUACAACAGUAAGACUCUGGGAUGUUCGCAAUCAAAACAGUUGUAUGAAAAUCUAUCGUGGUCAUAUAUCACAUGUUAACUCGGUGAAAUUCUCUCCCGAUGGCCUUUGGAUUGCCUCGGCUGGCACCGAAGGUUCUGUCAUCAUCUGGGACAUACGCAAGAGUAAACAAAUAAUGGAAUUUUGUGAUCAACCAGCUGGCGCUGCUAUUACAUGCAUACAAUUUCAUCCAUUUGAGUUUUUAUUGGCUGUGGGUCGUGUUGAUGGCACCGUUUGUAUAUAUGAUUUGGAAACAAAAUCUCGUAUAACACAAACAGAUUCUAAUAGUUUGUUCUAUCGUCAUCCCAUUAAAUGUAUUACAUUUAGUGAAAAUGGAGAGUGUUUGUUUGUGGGUACAGCGGCAGCUAUUUCAAUAAUUGGCUGGGAACCAGAUCGAGAAUUUGAUCAUAUAAAAUCGGCAUGGACAGCAUUGGGUGAUAUGAAAAUUGUUAAUAGAAGAUUGAUUUGCGGCUCUUUCGAACAAGAAUAUGUCAGCAUUGAUGCUCUCAGUGUAAAUCGUGUAUUUCCCUUUUACAAUCCAUCAAAUAAUACCGCCCCCGCCUUCAAUCACAACUCGACGACACGAAAAAGUUUUUCGCGUGGCAAUCAAAAGUUGCGACUGUCUAUUGGUGGGCCGAAACCGUCCAGAUUGGUGGAAGAAAAUGAAGAUAACCGCAGUCCGAGUUUAGAUGGUCAUUCAUCGCCAAAUCUCAGUUUAGAAUUGGUCGAUGAAUCCGCUAUAGAUCCAUCAAUGCUACCGCCCACAUUACCGUCCGUCUCUACACAUCCCCUCAAUGGGCAUGGAGGCAAUUCAAUAAACAUAACUUUAACAGAUUUCGAGACAAGCUAUACGUCAAUGGGCGGCGGCAGUAGUGGUGGUGUAAAUGUCCCCUUAAAAAAACUAUUAUCUUCCCCGUAUCAUUUUCCCACAAUUGCUUCAAGCACGGCAUAUUCAUCGUUUGGUGGCAGUAGUUUGGGUGCUUUAAAUUUUGAUGGUCCCAGCUCAUUGAAAAUGCCCGGCGAACGUGGCGACAUCUAUCAAUAUGAACGUUUUGCCGAUCCUUUUACUCAGGAUUCCGAAAUAAAUUUCAAUGAAAGUUUCCCGCCUGUUAUAACAAAUUAUGAUAAUACCGAAAUGGUUGAAGAUUUUCCAGUCAAUACAAAUCUGCACCAAUUACCCGGUUCAACGGGCACCACAAAUGGGGCCAGCAAUUCGGUGAGUUCAACAACAACAGCAACAAGCACGGCCAAUUUUACUCAUCCGCCUCCGAAGACAGCUAAACCAAAAACAACAUCGCACAUUACAAAACGCACUACCCAGGUAACGAGUGGCGGUGUUAAGACCAGUGUUUCCUCCACCUUCCAACAACGCAAUAAACUAUCGCAAGUAUCAUCUGUCAGCACAACUGAAUUGCACAAAAUGGAUGAUAAUAUGCUUAUUAAGAAAUCCGCUUCAUCACAUAUUGUUGUAAAUAAAAAUAAGGCACAUGUGAAUAAAGAGAAUGCACGUAAUAAAAAUAUAACCGUGCAAAUUAUAACUAAACCUCCUACACGUUCACGUACUUCGUUGGAAUUGAGAUCACCGCAAAAGCAAGCACAGCACUCGGCGGCACAAAGGCAAACACAACGCCUUUCUAGUUACAACAUGGAUACUAGUAAUGGCUCUGCAAAUAUUCCUAUUAGUUAUCGUCCAGAUCCGUCUUUACUCAGCCAAUCGGGUAUGAAAAGCUUUAAUAAUAGUCGUCAUAGUAUUGAUGAUAAUAUACCAGAAAUUGAAAUGUUAUCAGCAACACAUGAACAAGUUUAUCAGGAAUUAAGUAAUCGUAAUGCAACAUUACAUAUUAUACGAAAUUCAACAAGAUCUCAUGAUGUUCUUGCUGCUCUGAGGCAGGCCAUUAAAAUGGGUCGCACAGUUUUUGUGGAUCUUUUAGGAGCAAUAUUAGAAAAGACAUCGUCCUGGAAUUUAGAUUUAUGUAUCUUAAUAUUACCGGAAAUUUAUGAACUGCUACAAAGUCAACAUAAAUUUCAUUAUACACGUGCUUGUGAUACAUUACGUGUUAUACUUUCUAAUUUCUUGCCAAUUAUUCAGGAUAAUCUUGAUCCCUGGGUCAAUGGUUUGGGUGUAGACGUUACACGUGAAGAGCGCCAUCGCAAAUGUUUAGAAUGUCAGCGAUGGCUCUUGCAAAUACGAAAUCUACCAGAAAGUAAUCAUUUUGGCACCACCCUAAGCCAGCUGCAAAAUAUGAUUGUUAAUAUUUAAAAUAUAA
Messenger RNA from Calliphora vicina (urban bluebottle blowfly), 3753 nucleotides. RefSeq names its product katanin 80 (gene kat80). Gene Ontology annotation, biological process: microtubule depolymerization; microtubule severing. The transcript is spliced from 11 exons. The record is from RefSeq and is a predicted model, not a curated record. Gene Ontology annotation, molecular function: microtubule binding. Gene Ontology annotation, cellular component: katanin complex. The coding region runs from base 1083 to 3746 and encodes 887 amino acids. Lineage: Eukaryota; Metazoa; Arthropoda; Insecta; Diptera; Calliphoridae.